Clonostachys byssicola is the source of this 1107-nucleotide messenger RNA. Lineage: Eukaryota; Fungi; Ascomycota; Sordariomycetes; Hypocreales; Bionectriaceae. The record is from the annotation of a GenBank genome assembly.
AUGUCAUUAACUACCCUGUUUGAGUGGCUCCAAUUUGAACUCCGUUCAACUGACCUACUUGACUUGCCCAACGAGCUCCUGAUCAAGAUUGCAAGCUUUGUUGACCAUGAAGACAUCCCGGCGUUACGGCGGGUGUGCCAUCGACUCAACCUCGUCGCAUCGCCGUUCUUGAUCCAUACCAUCUCAGUCAAGCAGAGCCAAGAGUCUCUAGACCAUGUCCAACGCAUCCUCGAAAAACCACACAUUGCAUCUGGUGUACGUGGUAUUAGGGUCAACCUGGGCCACCGCUUCCACGCUCUCGUGCAAGACAAAUCGCUUUUCACCCAAGUCCUGGAGCGCCAAAUUCUGAACCAUUACUGGCUCCGUCAGGAUAGGCUUCCCUCGGAGUCCGACUCAGAAUACAACCGUCGGACUCUUCAAACGAGAAGAAAUACUUAUAUGUGUGAAUUUUUUAAGUGUGAAUAUGGCAGCAGGUGGCCGAACAUGCGAGUCGAUAAAACCAAGCCAAACGAUGCCAAGGAAAAGUACGAUCAGUUACUUCUAUUGGCAUAUGAGAGGUACAAAAAAGAGUACCAUGAGGUGACGCGUAUUGCAUCAGAAGGAUCUCUUGUUCGUGCUUUGGUCAAGCUGGCUUCCUUCGCGAGGCGCCCUGUCGCCCUCACAUUUGGGAGAAUCGACGGCUGGUACGCGCAUUUAGUGGCCCCGGGCCCGGGCCCAGAAACCACGUUCUUGGACUACAUGGCGGAAACCCCCCGCUUAUAUUCGGUGCCAACAGACUAUAGAAAGUCCGUGGAAGAUGACAUGGCAUUGCUGGAUGGGGUAAUUUGGGACCUCCCAAUCGCUCUCCACAAGGCAGGAUGCAUCAUCCAUGCCUUCGUUUUGAGAGAUGUCCUCAAGCUCCAGGGAGACACGGUGCUUUUUGCAGAUGCACUAUCAUCAAGCAGUGAUAAGAUGAACCAGCUCCGACAAGCCCUACAGAACCUAACUGAGUUUGGGAUUACCCGGAUGAUGCAUAUGAAGAUGUAUCAUGAUUCGAACCACGGUACAGAACCGCCUGCGAAACGUCUGAUGUUUGAGGAUUUGCUACUCCAUACGGCUGCGUGGUGA